Messenger RNA from Syngnathus typhle (broad-nosed pipefish), 6017 nucleotides. RefSeq names its product max interactor 1, dimerization protein (gene mxi1). Gene Ontology annotation, biological process: regulation of transcription by RNA polymerase II. NCBI's taxonomy places the organism in Eukaryota, Metazoa, Chordata, Actinopteri, Syngnathiformes, Syngnathidae. Gene Ontology annotation, molecular function: DNA-binding transcription factor activity, RNA polymerase II-specific; protein dimerization activity; RNA polymerase II cis-regulatory region sequence-specific DNA binding. The transcript has 7 exons. The coding region runs from base 937 to 1653 and encodes 238 amino acids. The record is from RefSeq and is a predicted model, not a curated record.
GACGUCUUCAACCCCAAAGACUCCCACAUGGAUCAGAUCAACACUUUUCUGAAAAAUGUGCAAGUAUUGUUGGAGGCUGCUCGCUUUCUCGAGAGCGCUGAAAGGAAGGACGGAAUUCUGUCGAUUGUUUGCUUCCUGCUAUUUGUGGGCGUGUCGUGCCGGGUUCCACAUGGCGCAAAAUCGCUCUCUGAUUGGAUAGAGGCGACUCAACCCUCAAAGUCUGUCAAAAAUAUCUGCCAAUCAAAGACACGGGUAGCUGCUAUGUCACGUGUUGCUGGGCCUGGCUUUGUCUAUUAACCACGCCCCUAGCUCUUGUUGCCUCAUGGGACUUGUAGGUCUUAUCGAGCAGAAAGAAUCUAUACUUGAACUUUCAAGUCACUCAGUGUUCAUUACUAAUAUUCAGAUCAUCACUGUUCAGUUUGCUUUACUGUAUAUACAUGCAUAUAUGAUGUAUGUAUGCAUAUGUUUACAUACUGAAUGGCCUUAGUCGUAAAAAGACACAAUUUCCCAGAAUGCGCCUCGCUGAUUCCGGACCCUCCUUCUUUUUAUGUCCCCGCCUCCGAGCUGUACAGCUAUGGAAAGCAAACAGGAGAGAGGAAGCGAGCAGCAGCAGGCACUUGCUGGCGCAAGUCAACCCGGGGGAUUUUUUUUUUUAUUGUUUACAUUUGGGUUUGUAGCAAAUAACAAUCGUAUUAAUGUGGACGUUUUACUAUUCUUAUACGCUGAUUUUCUGACAACCCAGCAAAGGAUUGGCUGCAGCUUGCUAGCUUGUCAACUCUGGAAACACGAUUUCCCAUCCUUGCAAAAGACCCCCAAUAAGAGAACUAAAGGCCUUUUUUUUUUUUUUUGCUUUUAAUGUACAUAUAUUGAAUUUAUUGCACUGAUAACCGAAGCACUGUCUUCCGUGUAUUUUAUAUCGUUGCAUUACUGCUGUCAAUGUUAAACGCUAGCAAUAAGGUGAACGACAGCAAGGCUCAGGAAAGAAUGACGGCUGUUCAGCUAAUGAAUAUCCAGCGUCUAUUGGAAGCCGCGGAAUAUCUCGAAAGGAGAGAAAGAGAGUGUGAACACGGAUAUGCAUCGACGUUUCCUUCAAAUCAGGACACAAACUACCAGAGGCAAAGGAAAUUCCGAAAUAAGAAAUUCAGCAGUAACCACAAUAGGUCCACACACAACGAGCUGGAGAAGAAUAGACGGGCUCAUCUGCGACUGUGUCUGGAGCGCUUGAAGGCCCUCAUCCCGCUGGGACCGGACUGCAGCCGCCAUACCACCCUGGGCCUGCUCAACAAAGCCAAAGCACAUAUAAAGAAACUUGAAGAAGCCGACAGGAAGAGCCAGUACCAGCUGGAGUCUUUGGAGCGUGAGCAGAGGCACCUCCAACGCCAACUAGAACUGCUGAGUGGAGGAGGCGGAACGGCCGUGGAGGGCGAGAGGAUACGCAUGAACAGCGUGGGCUCCACUCUAGGUUCUGAGCGCUCCGACUCCGACCAGGAGGAGAUCGAGGUGGACGUGGAGAGCACGGAGUUAUCCCACGGAGAGCUGGACAGUCUGAGCACAGCCAGCACCAGCGACCUGGAUGACCACAGCAGCCUGCAGAGCAUGGCCAGUGAUGAGGGAUAUUCCUCUUGCAGUGUCAAACUUGCCUUCUCCUCCUAGAAGCUACACAAUGCCAACACUGCAAACACCACCUCUUCCUCUCGCCCCUCCUCUUGCUGCUCCCAUCCAGCCCUCCCACCCGGUAUAUCCGUGCUCCCAUCCAGCCGUGCCCACGGGCCUCUGUUCGCCUACUUGCAGUGUGCCCAUCACCAUGCAAAAGCACUGUUAAAGCCGAACCCAGUAUCUUAGACAGGUGCUUUCAAACUUUUUGAGUCUGGGAACCUACUUGGGAGACAUUUUUAUGAGGAGCCCCUUUUAGUCCUUACGCCUACUAAAUAUAUUUUAGCUACCACGUGAACCCCUAGAAGCAAAAAUAAUUAUUGUCUCGCGUAUUUUCCGGAUUAUAAGUCACUCCGGAGUCGCACCAGCCAUAAAAUGCAUAAUAAACAGGAAAGACAAUUUAAAAUAAAAAUAGAAUAGAGGCAACAACAGGCUGAAUAAUUGUACGGUAUGCUGACGUUACAUGACACAUAAACAACAAACUGAGAACGUGCCUGACGUAACAUAUUAAGUUAUUCAGAUACCUAUAGAACCAGCUCAGUGGCCUAGUGGUAGAGUGUCCGCCCUGAGACUGGAAGGUUGUGGGUUGAAACCUUGGCCGGGUCAUACCAAAGACUAUAAAAAUGGGACCCAUUGCCUCCCUGCUUGGCACUCAGCAUUAAGGGUCGGAAUUGGGGAGUUAGAUCACCAAAUGAUUCCCGAGCGCGGCACCGCUGCUGCUCACUGCUUCCCUCUCCCCCAGGGGAUGGAUCAAAAUCACAUGGGGAUGGGUUAAAUGCAGAAGACAAACUUCACCACACCUACAUGUGUGUGUGACGAUCAUUGGGACAUUAACUAUAACUUUUUUAUAGCAUAAAUAACGUGCUAACAAGUUUACCAAACCAUCCGUGUUACUCCAAAUCACUAAAUACAAUGAAAGCUUCAUCCUCUGUGUCACUUUUAAACAACUCCACUAACUCUGGAGGGAGAAGAUGCGGCACUUCCUCUUCUACGUUGCUUACGUCAGACUCAUCGUCAGUUGCAGUUCCAAAUAUUCCACAGGCCUAGAGCGCCCUCUUGUGGUUUAGUGUGAAAUUAACAUGUGAAAUGAUAUAGCGUGUUAAUAAUUUCACACAUAAGUCGCUCCUGAGUAUAAAUCGCACCCCCGACCAAACUAUGAAAAAAACUGUCUUAUAGUCCAGAAAAUACGGUAAAUUUUUCUACCUAAAUGCAGUGUUUCCCCAGAUAGUAAAAAUCUGCAGAUUAUUGGCCCCUCCAUAAAUGGUUCUAAUUGAUUACAGGUGACAUAAGGUAGAAAAGCACUACUUUUGUCUAAAUGAAGCUCCUUAACUUAAUAUUAUACUUAAGCACUACAAUGCCACAAGAUGGCACCAAAACAAUUUUUUUUUUCCAUUUUUGUUGCUUUGGCCCAAGCAUAGAAAUAACAAAAUAAUUCAGCAAAUAACAAAGGACACAUCCCUACAAAUAUUCAGCAAAUUCCAACCCUUUAGAUAGAUUGAUGUGGUGCAUCACAGGAGGAAUAAUUUGUUUACUGCGUUUGUUUUAUUGGGCAACCCGUCCCUAUAUCUAGGUUUGCACUUUCAAAAAAAAAAAAAGCUCAGCAUAAUUUAUUGAAAACUAUUUUGCGGCUCACAGACCCCAGUUUGAGACCCCUGAUCUAAGACCCCAAAAAUCUGGUUUUAUAGCAAAACACUUUAAAUUAAAAAAUGUAAACCCACGCAUACAAGCCUAUGUAUGACCCAAGAUGCACUUGAAGCCCAUUUGCUGUUGAAGUCGCUCCGAGCUGAUGGGUGAUUCAGGCCGAUGGAAAGCACACAGCACGGUAACAUUACCCCAUGCCGCCUAAUCUGUCUUAUCUUGGACACUUGACUCGGUGCUAUUGUGCAAGUCCUCCAUCAGUUGGUAAAGCAAAAGCGUCCGCUUCCACGCGCUAGCCCGGAGCAAGACGACCACACACAAGUCAUUCCUGUUAAAUGCGGCGCCUUCUCUCUCAUGCUCUCGUUCCCUCUCAAGCGAUGAGCGAUCCUGCACUUAAAUACUUUUCAGCUGACACGGCACAAACUACAGCAACAAGAUACGACGGGAAUAGACGUCCACCUUUUCUCCAGCAGUAACAAGCAAUAACUCUUCAUCUUUUUCCCUUUGUGACCGUCCAAAAAAAAGCAAAGUCAUGUUUUGUUUUUUCCCCUCCCUUUGUAUAUACAAAUAGCUUACUGAAUUAAUGUUAAAGUUGGAAAAAAGUUAGAGCUCAUGGAUAGAACUUUUGCCUCUGUUGCUGACUUGUGUUUAUUGUGCAUUUGAAAGUGGAAGCGCGGUGGACGUGGCUUGGACACUUAGUUUUUGCUGGUUGACAUCCUACAAGUUAAUUAGCGUGUUGCUGUCUGGUGCUGCGCAAGGUAACGUGGCGGAAGCUGCAGAGUUUAAUUUAUUACACGUGAUAUUCUCUUGGAGUGUGUGUGCGUGCGUGUUUGUGUGUGUGUGUGUGUGUGUGUGUGUGUGUGCGUAUGGCAUUCCACUGGUGGUCAGGUGAUCCCACAUGUUGGGGAAAAUAAACGGGUUGUCAAAGUUAGCCAUCCCAACUCCACUGGCAUUAAGAAUUGCACUUCGCCCGCUGUUUUUUUUUUUUUUUUCCCCCUUCUCUUCUGCCCUUUUGAUUUCUAACAGAACAUCAUUUGAAUAUUUAUUUCUCCAUCCCUCUAACAACAGACCAGAGGGAGAAAAAUAACUUAUUGUUGUCCUGUCUUACUUUAACUUUCAAUGCGUAUUCCUGUUCCCUUAUUUUAAGAAUAAUGUAUUUUAUGUUUUAUUGGUCUUUGGGGGCAUUUGGGAGGGUAACAUAAUGUAGCCAUUUUCUUUUGCUUUGGAUGUUUAUUCAAUGGACACUUGAAAUGUAAAUGACCUCAAAGCUGCUCUUUAGUUGCUGAGCCUGUUUUAAGUCACCUGUCUUGGUUGGAGGUUGACCCCCGCCCCCUCGCCACUGCCAGCUUCGCACUCCAAAGUCACGUCCACAUGUUAUACAACUGGAUUGGCUUCCCUCCAAAGCCAGCCUGCUGGUCAAGUGGAGACUAUUGUGAGUGUGUGUGAGAAAGUAGGCUAAGGGGGCCGGUCUUCGCCACAGGCAUAUGCUGAGCCAGCUACUACCCAAACUGGGGUCUUUCAAAACGCCACUUUCCUCAUACAAGAGGACUUGUCUUUUUAGUUGAUAACAUGUGUCUUAGACUUACAACACCCCCAUAAGGUGAUUCAACAGAAAAACAACAGUAGGGUUUCAACUUGUUGGCACUGAAUCAGAAAGUGACCACUGGUGCUUGAUCCUACUAACACAAAUGCCAAAACCACAUCAGAACACCUCAGUGUCCUCACUCUCUCUCUCUCUCUCUCUCUCUCUCUCUCUCUUGCUCUCUCUCUCUAUCAUUCUACCUGAGGGACAGCAUACAUUGAUUCUGCCCCUCUGUGACUUUUUAGCCAUCUUUGUUUCCAUUUUCUUCUCACGUUACUUUCCCAAGACUGCUGUUUCACUUCUCUGACGCUACAGGGUGUGUCAGAAAUGUUUCAGGUCUUUGUGUCACAAAAGAUUUAUUUUUCAUUUUAAUGUGUGGAGCAGACGACAUUUACAUGCAGUGAAUAUUCGGGUCAGAAUUCAGGUUCAUGAAACAAUUGGAAUAACAUGCCUCAAUGGACAGAACUUACAUUUAAAGAAUCCUGAUUGAAUACAUCCUGCAGAAUGACAUCAUUUCAUGCACAGGGGUAACCCGAUUGCAUUUAUGAGCCGAGAUAUACAAUGCGCUGAGCAGCUGACAGUGCCUGGUCGAGAAGAACAUUGUCAUGUUAAAGCAAGCGCCCUACUCAUGUGACCUUAUGAUUUAUUUUUGUUAUAUUACAUCUUGGGCUCAAGUUUGUAUUAGUAACUGCAGGGAAUUACUUCCAUAGGAAUAAACUUGUCAUUUGGUCUUGAAUUGUGAUAUUUUGUGACACAAGUCCUGGAAUUAUUCUAACAAACCGUGUUUUUUUGUGUGUUUUUUUUUACAUCUCCUGAGGAUAUGGUCCCGAACAAGAAACCUUGGGCGUGUGGUUAACUUAGCAAGUGGGCUUUGUUCUGCUUUUAAGAGUCCAGGCAGCCCCCCCCAAAAGUUGAUGUUGCAGUUUUUGUUUUGUUUUGGGAAACCACACUCCAUUCAAGUGUCGUUGAAGAAAACGGGUCCUCGAGGUGAAGUUAAGGCAACGAGAUGAGUCCCUUGCGGGGAGUCGUCUGGUUGUUCUCAACCUGUGACCAUUCUUUGUAUAACAUGCACUCUGAUGAACGUGUUUUGUUGCAAAGUUGGAAAUGCAAUACUUACAAUAAAAAUGAGAUUUUCAAACCUAAA